AAGAGUGAAUUCAUAAAUCAACAUGGUAUCAGAGCUCAAAGAUCCGUGUCUCUCCCCUUUGCUGCGUUAAUCAUCGAAGAAAAAAAAUUUCGGCACUGCCGAUUUCUUCUCCUAUGUUCAAGCCGUGCACAGCCAUGGCUCCUGUAUCCUCUGAUCCGAUGGAUCGUCUUCCUACGGGACUCAAGUUGUUUGUCCGGAAUCUUCAAUCCCUAACUCCGGUCAAGCUUGAUGACACCAAUUAUCCCUCUUGGUCGGCCACCGUCCGUGCAAAUCUCCUCGCUCAUCGUCUUCUCGGUUAUGUGGAUGGAUCUGAACCAUCACCUCCGCCUCUUAUUCUCGAUGAGAAAGCUGCGGCACCGGGGAAGGAUGAACCCCCGGUUAUGAAGCCCAAUUCUGCCUAUGAAUCAUGGCAUAUUGUUGACGCUCAGAUUCGGGCCUGUCUCCUCGCUAUUGUUUCCCCUACGGUUCAAACCCAUAUUCACGCUCUUCCCACCGCGGCUGCAAUAUGGAAUCAUCUAGAGCAACGGUACAAUUCUCUUUCACGCACUCAUAUUUUUCAGUUGAAGGAGCGUUUACAUGGUGUUAGUAAGGGGACCGAUUCCAUGCAAACAUAUUUGGACACUGUUCUCACCAUUGUGUCGUCUCUCAAGUUGGCUCAUGAGGACAUCUCUGAACAAGAUAUUAUUCUGUGUGUUCUUCGAGGUCUACCGGCUGACUAUGCCUCCCUCAAGCAAAAUAUUCGCACCAACAUCGCCACAGUCACCUUUAAUCAGGUCUCCUCUUGGUUGCUUUCUGAGGAAUUGAACUUAUCCUUUGAGAAAAAAUUAUCUCUGGGUGACUCUGGUUCUACCUCGUCUGUCGACAUUCAUAAUGCUCUUUUCACACAUUCCGGACGAGGCGCUGGACGAGGGCGUGGCCGUGGGCCACCACGAGGCCGAGGAGGGCCGUACCGUGGUGGUAACCCAGCUGGCAGGGGUGGCCGGCAACAGCCAUACCGCGACGAUGCGCGUGGCAGAGGUGGCGGACGAGGGGCAUCCGUCACUUGUCAAUUAUGUGGGAAGCCCGGUCAUGCGGUUUGGAAUUGUUGGCACCGCUACGAUGAAUCCUACACUGGUCCUCCGCAGGCGUUUUAUGCAAAUCAAUCCACUGAAUCUAGUUCGAACUGGCAUCUGGACACUGGAGCAAACACCCAUGUCACACCUGAUUUGUCUCGGCUACAUACUCUAACUCCGUACCAUGGCACCAAUUCCAUCACAACUGCAGGAAGUAACACCUAUCCCAUUGACCAUACAAGUUCAGGAUACAUACAUAGAUUUGAGGAGGUGGGGUAGAAUUAGGUCACUAACUUUUAUUAAUUAAUAUGUUUCCUACUCAUCGUGCAUCUUAAUUAACAGACCUAAUGAAUGAUGAUUUAUUCU
Messenger RNA from Cuscuta campestris, 1418 nucleotides. The record is from the annotation of a GenBank genome assembly. Lineage: Eukaryota; Viridiplantae; Streptophyta; Magnoliopsida; Solanales; Convolvulaceae.